UUUAAUUUUUUUUAUUUCACCUUUAUUUAACCAGGUAGGCUAGUUGAGAACAAGUUCUCAUUUGCAACUGCGACCUGGCCAAGAUAAAGCAUAGCAGUGUGAACAGACAACAACACAGAGUUACACAUGGAGUAAACAAUAAACAAGUCAAUAACAUUGUAGAAAAAAAAGAGAAUCUAUAUACAAUGUGUGCAAAAGGCAUGAGGUAGGCAAUAAAUUGAAUAAUUACAAUUUAGCAGAUUAACACUGGAGUGAUAAAUCAUCAGAUGAUCAUGUGCAAGAAGAGAUACUGGUGUGCAAAAGAGCAGAAAAGUAAAUAAAUAAAAGCAGUAUGGGGGGUGAGGUAGGUAAAUUGGGUGGGUAGUUUACAGAUGGACUAUGUACAGCUGCAGCGAUCGGUUAGCUGCUCGGAUAGCAGAUUUUUGAAGUUGUUGAGGGAGAUAAAAGUCUCCAACUUCAGAGAUUUUUGCAAUUCGUUCCAGUCGCAGGCAGCAGAGAACUGGAAGGAAAGGCGUCCAAAUGAGGUUUUGGCUUUAGGGAUGAUCAGUGAGAUACACCUGCUGGAGCGCGUGCUACGGGUGGGUGUAGCCAUCGUGACCACAUAGGCGGAAAUCCCAGGGGGGACGGGGGGGACACGACCCCCCCAUCCUGGGAAAGAUAUGACUUGUCCCCCCCAAUAUAUCACUGUAAACAUAACUAUGUAAUUUCAAUAAUAUUAAUAAUACGCAAUGAAAGCACUUGUGCUGAUUAUAGACACUUAAUAGCGCGUUUUUAAGUUUCACAAGAUUGCGACCCCCCCGCCCUUUGCCUCACGAUGGUUUGAUCCACUGCCAGUUCUUUAGCUUGCAAGGUAAUAGAGGGUUCGUAUCUACUGUCCGAAAGGCACUCGAUGUACGUAACUGACGUGAGGCAGAGCAGGCAACAGAUGGCACACAGACAGCUGAGUUGGGGACAGAUAUGCAGGGACAGACUGACAGAGACAGGGAGUCUCAGGAGUCAGACUGUGAGUCAGUGAGGGUGGUGAAAGGGAAAGAGCCAAGGAGAGAGACUUCAGAGGACAGUGUCACAGCCACGGCAGGACCAGGUGUCACCCUUGUUGCCAGCAGCACCAGUAUAGGGGACAGUGGCACAGCAUCGUCCAGUUACCUCAGUGAUGGCACAAAACCAUAUCAGCCACACCCACAAUUUAUAGAACCGCAAACUCUUGCCAACAGAGUGUUGAUGUUUCAAGAGAGAUGGUUUCGCGAUUUCCCCUGGCUACAUUAUAAUCCAUCAAUAAAAGGAGUGUUGUGUUUUCACUGUAGCCAAGGGUUUUCAAGCCAGCCAUCUUUUGGCCAAAGAGCAGAUUCUGCCUUCAUUAGUGCAGGAUUUAGGAACUGGAGAAAAGCCAUUGAAAAAUUCACAGCACAUCAAAACUGCCAAACCCACCGCCACUUUGUAACUGUAACAGCACACCAGCUAAAUCCAAUCAGUGUCCAGUUAUCCAGCGCGUGGGGUAAACAGCAGGAGGACGCAAGGCAUUGCUUGAUGAAAAUUGUUAGUUCGGUGCGGCAUGUAGUAAGACAGGGACAAGCCUUUAGAGGCUACACGGAUGAAAGUGGGAAUUUAUACCAGCUUUUGAAACUCAGGGCAGAAGAGGAUGAUCCCAUUUUACUGAAGUGGUUAACAGAGCGUACCACAAUGUACACAGGCCCCAAAGCACAGAAUGAAAUUCUGAACAUGGCCAAUACAGUCAUUCGAGGCAUUGCAGCUGAGAUUAGGUCUCUUCCGAUUGUACAAUUUUCAUUAAUUGUUGAUGGUACUCAAGAUGUCUCUGGUGCUGAACAGGAGAGUGUCUGUCUGCGUUAUGUUGACCAUGACCUUGUUCCUCACGAGGACUCGCCUGUUGUCUCCGACACCCUGUCUCUGGUAUGCAGGCUGCAGUCGAGUGUGUGCGGUCAUCUCUUAGGGGCAAGAGAAAUGACGAAAGCUACCUUGCACUGUAUGAGAAAGCAACAACUUUGAUUGACUCUAUUGAAUCCAUUGAAUCCAUUGAGACGCACUCAAGACGAUUUGCUGGCAAAGCAUUGGAUCACUAUAGGGCAGAAUUUCUUUAAGUGUUGGAUGGUGUGGAGGUUCAGUUUGGCGACCGUUUUGACCAGGACAGUCUAAACGUCCUGCAAAAGUUGGAAAGAGCGCUUCUCACGGGCGAGUUGGAUCAGUCUCUAGAUCAGUACCCUGAGCUGAACAUAGAUUCUCUUUCAGUGCAGAUCCCUCUCUUUCACAACAAAUACCCCUGUAGCAGCAGUUGAGAGGCAGCAGAGGUCCUCAGGAGGCUUCCAGUGGAGGUGCGGGGGUUGUUUGACCAAGUUGAGGUGCUGAUCAGAAUUUUGUUUGUGGUGCCAGUGUGUUCAUGUGAGGCUGAGAGGAGUUUCAGUGCACUCCGCAGGUUAAAGACUUGGCUACGGGCCAGCAUGGGCCAAGAGAGACUGAACGGCGUAGUUGUCUGUAAUGUACAUAAAGACAGGCUGGACAGUCUCAAGAGGGAAAAUAUCUGCCAGCAAUUUGUUGGAUCCAUUGAAACCCGCAAACAUAUGUUCGGUUCUUUUGUGCAGUAGUGUGUAUAGCAGUGGUUCUCAACCUUUUUUGGGUACUGGAACCCCUGCAUAUUUUGAGGCAAGGCAGGCAAGGUUUUGAGCGGUCCUCAGGGACCUCCACCCCCUCUAUAUUAUAUGUAAACCUACUGGAAACCUUGUGGUACUGAAUACGUUCAUUACACUUUAUUUUAUUUCACGGACACCUUGCAAUUAGUCCAUGGAUCCCUGUUUGAGAACCCCUGGUGUUAUUGAUAUUUGUUAUUUUGUUUAGUAGUUUUCAGUUUUUAGUACAUGACAGUACACUUACAAAUUAUUAUUAUUAUUUCAUGUUAUUUUAUUUAAAAUUGCAUACUUUGUGUGACAUACUUGUCCAUAGCUGCUGUUUGAAGAGUUGAGACACUGACUGAAGGAUAUUUUGUUUGAUUUAUUUGGGUUUUUCAUUGAAGUAGUUAUUUUGCUUUUAGAACUGUACUUAUUUUAAGCUUUUUGUUCUUGUAAAGAUAUUGUAGUAGACUCAGGCCAGGUGCACAUAUUUAAUGACUAUAUAAAUGUAUCACAAAGUCAAAUUAAAAGGUCAAUUCAAUACGGAGACCAACUUUGUGAUGGUUCUCAAUGGAGAUUCUUUACGAUGAGAUCACACCAUGUUCAUUGUAUUUAUGAAAACUACUCCCAUACAGUGUACAGUACCAUUGCCGCCUAAUGGCCUUUCUUGAUAUUGCUGGUUGUAAGUACGAAUACCUGCAUACAUACUGGACUGAUAAGGAACACUGCUAUAACUAUUAUUAGUAGUAGUAUUAUAAUGAUUUAAACAAGUUGGGACAACCCUUCAGUUAACUACUGUACCUAACAAUUAUCCAGUAGUAGUGAUUAUGGUUCCUCAAUAUACAUUUAACAUAUUACAACGUAGGCUAUGUGUUGCAGCACUACUUUUGUUGUCCCCCUCAGGAAUUGCUCCUGAGAAAAUUUCAUGUAAUUGUCCCCUCCAAGGUUGAUAUCAGAUUUUCGCCCCUGCGUGACCAGUGAACUGAGAUAAGGCGGCACUUUACCUAGCAUAGCCUUGUAGAUGACCUGGAUCCAGUGGGUCUGACGACGAACAUGUAGCGAGGGCCAGCCGACUAGGGCAUACAGGUCGCAGUGGUGGGUCGUAUAAGGUGCUUUAGUAACAAAACGGAUGGCACUGUGAUAAACUGCAUCCAGUUUGCUGAGUAGAGUAUUGGAAGCUAUUUUGUAGAUGACAUCGCCGAAGUCGAGGAUCGGUAGGAUAGUCAGUUUUACUAGGGUAAGUUUGGCGGCGUGAGUGAAGGAGGCUUUGUUGCGGAAUAGAAAGCCGACUCUAGAUUUGAUUUUGGAUUGGAGAUGUUUGAUAUGAGUCUGGAAGGAGAGUUUGCAGUCUAGCCAGACACCUAGGUACUUAUAGAUGUCCACAUAUUCUAGGUCGGAACCGUCCAGGGUGGUGAUGCUAGUCGGGCGUGCGGGUGCAGGCAGCGAA
Salvelinus fontinalis (brook trout) is the source of this 4065-nucleotide messenger RNA. RefSeq names its product zinc finger MYM-type protein 1-like. NCBI's taxonomy places the organism in Eukaryota, Metazoa, Chordata, Actinopteri, Salmoniformes, Salmonidae. The record is from RefSeq and is a predicted model, not a curated record. The coding region runs from base 958 to 2004 and encodes 348 amino acids. The transcript has 3 exons.